Mugil cephalus (flathead mullet) is the source of this 2940-nucleotide messenger RNA. RefSeq names its product periostin, osteoblast specific factor b (gene postnb). The record is from RefSeq and is a predicted model, not a curated record. The coding region runs from base 50 to 2356 and encodes 768 amino acids. Gene Ontology annotation, biological process: cell adhesion; extracellular matrix organization. The transcript is spliced from 20 exons. Gene Ontology annotation, cellular component: extracellular matrix. Lineage: Eukaryota; Metazoa; Chordata; Actinopteri; Mugiliformes; Mugilidae. Gene Ontology annotation, molecular function: cell adhesion molecule binding.
CCUGCUCCCCUUACUCUUGGUCUGGAAGGGCUGGCUGAGGAAAUCAAGGAUGAAGCUCCUUUUUGUAGCCGCCUUUGCACUCUUUGUGCUCUCUACAUUUGACAGUGCUGAAUCCUCGGCUUAUGACAAAAUAGUUGCUCACAGUCGCAUAAGGGCCAGAAAAGAAGGACCCAAUGUCUGCGCACUCCAGCAAGUCAUGGGGACCAAGAAAAAGUACUUUAGUACUUGUCGUAACUGGUACCAAGGGGCCAUCUGUGGAAAGAAAGCGACGGUGCUGUAUGAGUGCUGCCCGGGAUACGUGAAGAUGGAUGGCAUGCGCGGCUGCCCUGCAGUUGCCCCGAUUGACCACGUCUAUGGCAGUUUGGCUAUAGUGAAAGCCACUUCAACCCAAAACUACGCUGACAUUUCCAAGCUGAGACCUGAAAUCGAGGGACCAGGAUCCUUCACUUUCUUUGCUCCUAGCAAUGACGCCUGGGAACUUUUGGAUGAGACAAUGAGGAGCGCGCUGGUCAGCAACGUCAACAUUGAACUGUACAACGCUCUUCACUAUCACAUGACUAACAAACGCUUCUUGACCAAAGACUUAAAGAACGGAAUGACUGUAACUUCCAUGUACAAUGACCUUGGUCUCCUUAUUAACCAUUACCCCAAUGGGGUGGUGACAGUGAACUGCGCCAGGAUUAUCUAUGGCAACCAGAUUGCCACCAACGGAGUGGUACAUGUCAUUGAUCGUGUCAUCAGUGGUGUUGGAAACACCAUCCAAAAUGUCCUUGAUGUUGAUGAUGACUUGACAACUCUGAGUGAUCUGGUUCAAACCGCUGGACUGGCAGAGAAACUUGGGGAACCAGGACAUUACACUCUCUUUGCUCCCACCAAUGAUGCCUUCGACAAACUCGAUAGCGACAUGCUGGAAAGAUUUCAGAGCAACAAAGACGUCCUUAAAGCUCUUCUGAGUUACCACCUCCUGAACUCGGUUCAGUGCUCUGAGGCCAUCAUGGCGGGCAGCUCUCACGAAACCCUGGAGGGCCACAACAUUGAGAUCGGCUGUGAUGGAGAAAGUUUGACAGUUAACGGCAUCAAAAUGGUGCUGAAGAAGGACAUUGUUACCUCCAAUGGAGUCAUCCACCUCAUUGACCAAGUACUCAUUCCAGACUCAGCUAAGCAGGUAACAGAACUGUUGGGAACUUCCCAGUCAACCUUCGGUGACAUGGUUUCCGAGCUGGGCCUUUCCGCUGCUAUGAGACCCGGGAUUGAGUACUCUUUUCUGGCUCCCCACAAUGCUGUCUUCACUGAUGAAGUGAUGUCCAUUGAUCAGAGUGAUCUCAAGCUUAUCCUGGAGAACCACAUCUUCAAGAAUAAGAUCGUCCUGCGAGAAAUGUACAAUGGACAGAUGCUGGAAACCAUUGCCGGAAAAUUUCUCCGGGUCUUCAUCUAUCGCACUGCUAUGUGCAUUGAGAAUGCCUGUCUGAUAAGAGGCAGUAAAGAAGGAAGCAACGGGGCCCUUCAUCUCACAAGAACUCUGUUGAAACCUGCAGAACAAUCGAUGUUUGAGAUUCUGACAGAAAAUGGAGGGUUCAAGAUCUUUUUGUCUUUGAUGGAAGCUGCUGGGUUGACCGACCUGCUCCGACAGCAGGGAGCAUUCACUCUGUUCGCCCCCAGCGACAAAGCUUUUGCUGGUUUAAGCGAAAGGGACAUGAAUUUGCUGAAGAGUGACAUAAAUGCUCUCAGGACCAUCCUCCUGUAUCACGUCACUAAUGGCAUCUUCAUCGGUGAUGGUUUGGAGCCUGGAGUAACAAACCUUUUCAAGUCUCUCCAGGGCAGCAACCUCAAAGUGAUGCUUGCAAACAACACAGUUCAGGUGAAUUCUCUCCAAGUCCCUCAAUCAGAUGCCAUGGCCACAAAUGGAGUCAUUCACUUCGUCAACCAAGUUUUGUAUCCCGCAGACAUCCCCGUUGGAAGUCAGGAACUGAUGGCGUUAUUCAGGAGGCUCAUCAGUUAUAUGCAAAUCAAGUUUAUUACAGGAUUCAGAUAUCAGGAAAUCCCCCUCACCUUUUUGACCAAGAUCAUCCAGAUGGAGCCCACCGUCACCAAGGUUACCAGGGUCAUUGAAGGUCCGCCCUCCAUCACCAAGGUUACCAGAGUCAUAGAAAGCAAGCCCUCCGUCACCAAGGUUACCAGAGUCAUAGAAGGUCCGCCCACCAUCACCAAGGUUACCAGGGUUGUCGCAGCAGGAGCUGACCUCUCAGAAUUUGGCUCCAUUGGGGGCAAUACUGAAACAUUUACCGAACCGCUCUCACGUUAUCCAAUAGGAGGUGCUACCCGGAGAGCUGGCAACAGGAGGAGAGGAAGGGACUGAUCACGGACGCAUGAGAGUACCUCCCUUGAAAAGGCAGAGAGAACGCCGAGGUUGAAACUGGUGUUUUGAUACAGGGGAUACGUCUGAAAUGUCAGUGCUUUCCAACUGACUUCAGAAAACUAUUCUCAUAAACAAUUUAAUGGUGCUUUGAAUGUAUACAGGUUCAGUAUACAGUAUGUAAACAGCUCAAAUGAACAUUUUGGCAAGACUUUAAAGAUGAAUCAAGUCAAGGCAGCGAUAAAAUCAUCUAAAUCCAUUAGGUUAGUUAUAUAUAUAUAAAAAACACUUCAGCUCUAAACUACUUAAUGCUUUUACUAGAGGUGAAGGUUAAAAUCAGGUUUUUACAAGCUGUUUGAGUAGAUUAAUAAAUGUCAGCAUGACAAUGAUUUAAAAAUAAAUGAUGUGUUUUCUGACUGUUUUUGUUCUUUUUUUUUUGUUUUUAAUUUCUCCGGCUUAAAGUCGUUUAAGGUUUCAUGUAAAUUUUAUCUAUGCUUGUAUCAUUUGGGUUGAUGUAGCUAAAUGCAAGUAUUCCCUUUUUUAUUUUGUUUUUUAAACAUCAUCCAUUAAAGUGCUUUUUGUUGAGA